GAACAUUCAAACUGACUUUAACGGUCGGUUCGACUAGCUUAAACCGAACCAGAGACCCAUUCUGUCCGGUAACGUUGGCUAGCUUGACUUCUGCGUUGUUGCUUGCUGCCAGGUAGACAGUCGCGCCGACACAGGCCGUUUGAAGAAAGCAGGAAAUGCCAAGAUGCUCUUACGAGUUUCUUUUUACAACAGCACAGACCAUACUGUAAAACGCAAACCUAUCCUAUUCGUUUUCCCCCCUUUUUUUUCAGCGGUGUUUCACAAGUUUGUCGGUUUCUAUGUCAGUGACUAUCAAUGUCCUCUUCGGUCAAUAUGUCAUUGUUGAUGCUGGAGGCAAGCUAGACACAGCGGCAUCCCCAACACGCUUCUUCUUCCCUCUGACUGCCCGAGAAACUCGUCCGUGAGGCGGAGAUGCCCAGAUACUGACCUUGAAGAGAAGCCACACAGCUGUCACAUAGCAUUUUGCCGUGUGCCCAAUGUAAUUCAACUUUUUGAUAUUAAUGUCCCCGCAUGCGGCAUCUCCACCGUGAUCCUAGGAGGACAAGACCUUGGUAUGGCGCUCAGGUCAGAGGGAGGAUGGUGAAAAACUUGGGGCUUGCUGACCACUGGUUUCAGAGGCUUAUCCCGGGUUGUCAAGACAAGUGGCGACAGCUCCUCUCUGUAGUGGCUUCAUACAUAUGCACACAAAACGCACACCCUUUCGCGGACGUUUGGUGGAUGGGAGGAGGAGAAGGUGUAGAGUGGAAGGGGAGGGGGAUGGCCGACUACAGUGACACCUAUAGGAAUGGAGGUUUAAGAAACUGUCUGCAUCACUCAUAUGUUCCUGGCUGUACUGUAUCAACAUGGCUUUUCGUUAGAGGCUCGCUGCAGCAUCCAGCGCUGUCAUCUCCUGGAUUUGUGACAAGUACCCAGCAGGCAGACCUUUUGGCUCCAGGGCGAACCAUAACUCUUACCUCAUUACCAUGAAAGGUGCGCUCGCUCAGCGAUUGUGCCCAGGUCACAUCUGGCACCACCCAGAAUAGACCAGGCGGGGAGGAAACCCACUUUGAACUUCAAAGGAGCCAGUAAAAUUUGCUUGGAGGGAUCCAUGCAGGUGAGGUGAGGACAAGGACAAGAUCUGCAUCUGCCCCGUCUGUCUGUCAAUGAACCAAGUGCCUCGGUGCCGGCCACCCUCAGGUCACCUCGACCAUGACGGGCGCCAAACAAUAGAAGUCUUGACCCAAUGUCCCUCAGACAACCUGCACAAAGCAAAUAUUUGAGGCCAUUAUAUCUAAUUUAACCAGGCAGCCAUCACUGAAAAGAUCAACAGUGAAGGGUGUUGUCGGGAGACAGAAAGAGAGAAGAAAAAGUAACCCUUUCAAAGUGCACCCUGCCUGCUAUUUCUGCUGUGCUGUGGGCAGGCAGUGUCUCAUUUGGGAGUGCUCUUGGCUGACAAAAAAAAAGGACUUCCCUCUGCCCUGCCUGCCUAUCCAAAUGCCUGUGUAAAUACUGGAUAGAGAUAUCAAUUUGUCUGGGCUCUAAAAUUGCCCAACAAACAGACUGUAAGCUAUCUAUAGAAAACGUUACACCAACCGACUUGGACUCUGUGGUCUCCUGAAUUGCUACCAAUCUAUUACACCUCAAGGAAGAGUCGAGAGCUGUGUGUACAGGAAUGAGAGCUGCCACCAUUUUCUACACUUAAAUACUUUUAACACUCUCACUUGGUUUGAAAUUUUCACAGGGCCAACUGUCUCUGGGGGACACUGGAAGCUGUCAGUCAUUUGCAGUUUUGAUGUCUUUCCCAGCUCAGUGAAUCAACAUGAAGCCCCUAACACCCAUUGGAUCCCCAUCACCUUUAAGGCUCCUCAACAAGGGUCCAGACUACCUGCGCAGGCAGAUAGAUGGCGGAGGCCACGGCCGCUCAAUCAGCGCUGUGGAGAGGCUUGAGGCUGACAAAGCCAAAUAUGUCAAGAGCCAGCAGGUGAUCAACACCAAACAGGAGCCUGUACUGGUCCCCUGUGCUACACCACCACCACAGCCUCGGCGAGCUUUUGCCAUCCCAGGCAGCCUGACACCUCAUCUUUCCCCACGGUGUUCAUCCAACACCCCCUUCUCUACACUGUCUGGCUCCUUCACCUCAAGAGAUGAAAAUGAGAAUGAUGACUCCAGAAAGGAGAACCGACGGACUUCUGUUGACAUUGAGGCGCAUAACAGGAGCAAUGUGAGCAAUGUCAUGCCGCCCAACCCCAGGACUCCAGGAAAUAAGACUUUGGUAGCACCACACAGUGCCCCUGUACUCAGAAGAAGUACAGGCAAACGCAUGCUGAGGCCGGACUCCCUUGUCAUUUACAGGCAGAAGAAAGAGUGCAAGAGCCCCAGUGAUGCAGCAGUGGGAGAGAACAAUAACAUGGAAGUGAAGGGCUACAGUUUUGUCCGGCGCCUCUUCCAGGGCUCCAUGAGGGAUAAGAGUAGCGGAGGAAUCCAGAAGAUGGUGAUUGGUGAAGAGAAAGCGCCAUCACGGGAUGGAGACUCCCGCAUGUCUUGGACCAAUGACAAAGACAUUAUGGAUGGUGGACCAGGGAGCAGGAGGUCAAGUAAAACAGAUCAAGAACGCAGCCCAGGGUCAAUCCCCAGCCCCGGGUUUAGCUGUACACUUGAACGGACUAAGAAUGGAUUUACAAAUGGUACCAGUGAUGGAAUUAAAAAUGGUAUGACCAAUGGCAACCACUCAAGUAACCAUGAUGAUGAGAAUGACCCGUGGAAACGGGCGUCACCACUACCAGCACCCAGAAGGCGGUUUGGGGAGUUGCAACGCUCCAAGUCAGACCUGCGUCUGCGCUGCUCAGUAGUGUUAUCAGAGCACGAGCAUUUCUUUGACUUCUGUGGGCUGGACAUAGACAUGAUAGAGCGUCUGGGUCGAGACAAUUUCCUCUCUGGUGCCAGCUCCAUAGACACACUCUCACUGGCCCUCCGCAGUGUAAGUGGGGACGGCUGUGGUGGCUCAGAGCCCAGUGAGUUCUCCCGGCACUCAGGAGACGGGCUAUUUCAGGAGGAGCUGGCUGAGCAGCUUCCCACUGGUGUGUCAAUCAUUGAGAGAAACGCACGUGUCAUCAAGUGGCUUUACGGGUGUAAGAACGCUGCUCGAGAGGGACCCAAAGAGUCUACUGUUUAAUACAUGGACAAGGAACCAUGUGCCAUGGAGUGUAGAGUCUGAAGGUUGUGUCUUUUCUGAUAAAACAGUAAACCAGGAAGGAACUAAUCAGUGAAAUCGCCUGGUGUAAAAUGUGGUUCUGCAGCAACUUUACUCUUUGUGCAGAAAUUUGCACUAUAAACCAAAAGUCAAAGCAUUAAAUCAUGAGUGACAUUCAAUUGAUUUUCAAAAAAUAACAUUCAGAAUGGGCUGUGAUGAGGUAGCAGCAUUGCUGCAAUGCAUCAUAGAACGAAAAAAUAGGACUUGGUUGUAAUUUGAGUCACAAGCAGCAAUGUGAUUUUUCAUUUAAUUUUUGAAGGAGUGUCAUUGACAGUCAACUUAGGUUUUGUAUUGGGCACGUAGAGUUAGCAUUCCAUGGCACAUGAUUACCUUCAGUCCCUCGCUCUCCACGACUCCAAAGAAACUGUUUCUUCAAAUGAGAGGACAACAAUUGCUACUAGUUAUCUCCUGUCAAAUUGCUAUAUUGUAUUUAUAGAUCCUAUAGAAGUAUUGAAACUUUUUCUCCCAGCAAAUUGUAUUGUUAUCAGUGUAUGUGUGUGUGUGUGUGUGUGUGUGUGUGUGUGUGUGUGUGUGUGUGUGUGUAUGUAUGUGUGUGUGUGUGUGUGUGUGGCUGUAAAGUAUACAUUGCUGUCCUCUCUAUUUGUAGCUUCUUUUUAGUUAUUGACUGAACUGGAUUCAGAACUGAUCCGAAUUCAGCCCCUGUGACCCCUCACAAGGCACAUAUGUUUACUGUAUGUUAGUCAUGACACAGUGGACACAGUUUAGUGUCCUUGACACCGACACUCUCCCUUAAUGACUAAAUUGAAAUGGAAAACCA
This is a messenger RNA of Micropterus dolomieu (smallmouth bass), 4007 nucleotides long. RefSeq names its product family with sequence similarity 110 member D (gene fam110d). The record is from RefSeq and is a predicted model, not a curated record. The transcript has 4 exons. NCBI's taxonomy places the organism in Eukaryota, Metazoa, Chordata, Actinopteri, Centrarchiformes, Centrarchidae. Bases 1799 to 3151 code for a protein of 450 amino acids.